UAAUAAAAAAACGAAAGCAAAACUGUUCUAAACGAAACUUAGCUGUAACAGACCAAGCCAUGGAAAAUAUAUCAGAUGUUACUGUUGAAGAAUGUACAAAAUCAAGAUACUUAGCACCCAUGCGUUUGAAAUAUAAACAGAAUAAAGAAGAUAAGUGUUGGGACCUGAUAUCUGAACAUGAUGAAAUGGCUCAGGGAAAAUAUGGGAUGCAAUGCAAGUACAUAAUAGUGUUGCCGUUCUUCUGUUCAACAAAUCUACGGACUCUUUUAUAUUUGUGAGGCAGUUUAGACCAGCUAUUUAUUUGAAUAACAGCAAAACUGAACAGAAGAAUGAUGAAGUAAUAAUUGACACAGAUAAAUUCCCCGGGUCGCUGGGAAUUACAUAUGAGCUUUGUGCUGGACUGAUCGACAAAGAUGUCAGUCCCACAGAAAUUGCCAAAAUGGAAAUCCAUGAGGAAUGUGGCUUUGAUGUUCCUAUGGAGUCUAUCGAACAUGUGACCUCAUACAGGUCUGGCGUUGGGACCACCGGAUCAAAGCAGUAUUUAUUCUAUGCUGAGGUAACAGAGGAAAUGCGGACUGGAAAGGGCGGGGGUGUCGUGGAGGAAGGAGAAAUGAUUGACGUGAUUGAAAUCCCAAAAUCAGAGGUCAUGACCUUUGUCAUGGACGAGAACAUUAACAGACCAAUUGGAAUGAUGUUUGCUGUUUUAUGGUAUUUUCAAAAUAAAACGAAAUCGUAAGAUA
Molecule: messenger RNA, 740 nt
Organism: Magallana angulata
Lineage: Eukaryota; Metazoa; Mollusca; Bivalvia; Ostreida; Ostreidae
Product: uridine diphosphate glucose pyrophosphatase NUDT14-like
Exons: 6
Coding region: 212-736 (174 amino acids)
Biological process (GO): nucleoside phosphate metabolic process; ribose phosphate metabolic process
Molecular function (GO): UDP-sugar diphosphatase activity; metal ion binding
Source: RefSeq, a predicted model, not a curated record